Messenger RNA from Cynara cardunculus var. scolymus (artichoke), 870 nucleotides. RefSeq names its product zinc finger protein GIS3. Gene Ontology annotation, cellular component: nucleus. The coding region runs from base 4 to 672 and encodes 222 amino acids. The transcript has a single exon. The record is from RefSeq and is a predicted model, not a curated record. Lineage: Eukaryota; Viridiplantae; Streptophyta; Magnoliopsida; Asterales; Asteraceae. Gene Ontology annotation, biological process: gibberellic acid mediated signaling pathway; trichome morphogenesis; trichome differentiation. Gene Ontology annotation, molecular function: transcription cis-regulatory region binding; DNA-binding transcription factor activity.
AAUAUGGCAGAACUUGAUCACUAUCAAGCUAAGCCCUCAAAUAACACAACAACUAGGUUAAAGCUGUUUGGCUUCAAUGUAUCAGAAGAUGAAGAAGUGGAAUCCACCAAAACACCCUCUGGAUCAUCGGAUUCCGGCGGGGGGUUUCCACCCUCCGACGGCCGGAAAUACGAGUGUCAGUACUGCUGCCGUGAGUUUGCGAACUCACAGGCACUGGGUGGUCACCAGAACGCCCAUAAGAAAGAACGACAACAGUUAAAGCGUGCACAAAUGCAAGCCAGCCGGAACGCUGCCGUUUCCUAUAUCAGGAACCCUAUAAUCUCCGCCUUUGCUCCUCCGCCGCACCUCCUCACCCACAGCGGUCCGAUGGUGAUCCCAUCCUCCGCCGUCGCAUCUCCGUCGUGGGUUUACGUUCCACGCGCCGCUCCCGCCUUCCACGUGUCGCAUGGAUGCGUGUUGCCAUCUGGUUCAUCGUCACCGUCCGGCGGCAGAGGACCAGGGUCGUUAUACUACGCCGGCAGUGUAGGGGAGUCGUCGUUGACGAGUGUUGGGCCUCAGCCCAAUAAUCGGGCCCACCAUGAAGACGGGCCUUCGUUGAGUCGGUUUUCCAGAGGGGAUGGUGGGCCCACCUUUGACGAUGCAUUCGGCUUAGAUUUGCAUCUGAGCCUUUAGCGUAGUGUCACGGCUCGAGCCGUUUGGCUUGAGUCGGGUCAAGAUUUUAGUUUUAGUAUGGGAUCAAUCACAGCUAUUAUUAGGCUUCACUGUAAACUCGGCUGGGAGAAGCCGUUGUCGAAUUUUCACCCACUCGGAUCUUGUAAAUUCUGAUUUAUUUAUUUAUUCUCUUGAAAUUAAUUAUUUGAAAAAACUAGA